This is a messenger RNA of Dibothriocephalus latus, 1260 nucleotides long. The record is from the annotation of a GenBank genome assembly. Lineage: Eukaryota; Metazoa; Platyhelminthes; Cestoda; Diphyllobothriidea; Diphyllobothriidae.
AUGGUCUCAAAAACACACAAACACUCCAAAUCGCGACAAGACAAAUCAGAAUCCCGAUCUUGCCGCACCAAGCCAGAGUUGGCUGAGUUCUUCGAAUCGGUGGACGAACGGAUGAAAAGUUUGGCCAUCGCUCGAAAGCCCUACAAAGCUCGAAAUAAUAAGGAAAUAUCCGUCAAACCUGGAGAUGUCUUUGAGGUUCUUGACGAUGAUGGCGCUUGGUGGUGUCUGCGUGCUCCCUCGGGCAAAGCCGGACACGUUCCAAAAUCUCAUUUGGAAGCCAUUACCAAUCCAAUGACCCCAUAUGGACGUAGCUACGAUUCCUCACCUGACCCAAUAAUUGUAAAAGUGCCAGUUAUUGUCAAGACAUCAGUUCAACGAGAGUCGGGUGAGGAAAUUAUUCGACCACGGACGCCAUCGGCUAGACGUGAACAGAACCUCCAGGUUACAAGAUCGUCUUCACCAUUUCAAAUUCCAGCCCCGCCGCCAGCCAUGAACAGGCCACUUUCACAGCUCCCACCUAAAAUGUCCCCCAGCCGCCGGGAUCGAUCACCUGCAACACGAACUUACGUUAAGGAGCUAGUUCGUCGGUCACCGGAGUCAUCCCGGAAGCAUCAUAAUACCCGAUCAAGCAGCAAUCGGCCGCACAGGUUCUCUCGCAGUAGCAGCAGCAGCAGUAGUAGCAGUAGCAGCAGCAGCAGCCUCUCAAGCUCUGACGACAGUUCAAAUUAUGAGAACCAGCCCAGGAAAUCGUAUGGCUCGCGUGUCAUCCACAAAUCGAGGGCCCAUAUUCACCGUUCACCGUCUGGGUGUAAUGGUCACAUGAGGUCCCACUGCCGCGAAGGGGCGCCCUGCUCUGUCCACUGUGUCCGGCAUUCAUGUCCAGUCCACUGCAUGAAGGAUAAGAGGUCAAGCCAGAGUCCGCCGCACUCGCCUGCUAGGAGUGACUCGUCACAGGAUAAACCACCGCAGCAGGUCUUCAUCAUCCUUGAACCACCGAAGCAAGAACAGUCGCCGGCCGAAGUGGAACAGGCGGCGGUAUCGGCAUCGGCGGUGACGGCGCCUGAAGAGUACCAGCAAGACGGCACUGCCGCUGCGCCUAUCCAGAUUCUUGUCACGCCAGGUGGUCAAUUCACCUCCUCGAUGACUGUGGCGCCUCAGUUUCCUCAGUACGGCCAAGCAGUCCAGCAAACAUCAAUGCAAAUGGGCGGUCUGGGGAACAUGCCAUGGUUCAAUCAACCUUACUACCCGACCUAUGCAUGA